Messenger RNA from Pollicipes pollicipes, 732 nucleotides. RefSeq names its product acid ceramidase-like. Lineage: Eukaryota; Metazoa; Arthropoda; Thecostraca; Pollicipedomorpha; Pollicipedidae. The record is from RefSeq and is a predicted model, not a curated record. The transcript is spliced from 8 exons. The coding region runs from base 1 to 732 and encodes 243 amino acids. Gene Ontology annotation, molecular function: N-acylsphingosine amidohydrolase activity.
AUGGGCCCCAGCUGGGACCGCACCAAUCACACCUGGGUGGUGGCCGAGGCCCUGCGGCCGAUGACCGUGACGCUCGAGUACACCAGGAACAACCGCACCCUCUUCCGCACGGCCGGCUUCGCAGGCAUGGUGGGCGUGCUCACUGGAGUACGACCGGGCCUCUUCUCGCUGACCAUUGACGAGAGGUUCACACUGAAGCCGGGGCUUUGGUACAUGCUGCAGUGGGCGUUUGGAGCCAAAGUCCAGUGGAACACCGUCAUCACAAGACAGGUCCUGGAGAACGGCACCGAUUAUGGUUCUGUGGAAAAGCAGCUGGCCAAGACGGCGCUGAUCGCUCCGGUCUACUUCAUCCUGGCCGGCAACAAGUCCGGGGAGGCCUGCGUCAUCACCAGGGACCAAUACAAGGCGGACAUAUGGCCCCUGGGCAUCGCUUCACUCACCCAGAAGUCUCGGUGGUACCUGCUGCAGACCAACUACGACCACUGGAAGCGGCCGCCGUUCUUCGACAACCGGCGUGGGCCGGGCGUGCGCUGCAUGGACCGGCUCGGCCAGGCUGCGCUCAGCCCGGCCCGGCUGUACGAUGUGCUCCACUCGAAGCCAGUCAGAAAUCGGCUGACGGUGUACACGGCUCUGCUGGAGCCCGCCCGCGGACAUCUGGAGGCCUGGCUCCAGUAUGCUCCGACCCGCGACUGCGCCAUUGGGCGCUGGGAGCACGGCGGCCCGCUCCCGUAA